AUGGCCACUAAUAAAGAUAUCAAAAUCCAUGAAGAGAACGGGUCUGCUUUGGUCGCGACAGCCAUCACUCUCUUGACACUAAGCUGGUUCUCUGUCGGGCUACGCACAUAUACAAGGGCUGUCUUGAUGAAAAGUUUGCAGCUCGAUGACUGGCUUAUGCUCGUUGCUCAGUUCAUCUUCACGAUAUCAUGUGCAUUUAUCCUUGAAGGUGUCCAGAAGGGAAUCGGAAAGCACAAUGACGCCAUCAAAGACGAUGAGGCCAAAGUGCAAGCCCUUAUGUGGCAGGCUUUGGCAACAGCGACCUAUAUUUUGGACAUGAUGUUCAUAAAACUUAGCAUUGGUGUCUUCUUGCUCCGUUUAUGUGUCAAACGGGUCUACGUCUGGAUUAUCCGGAUCAGUCUAGCUAUUAUCAGCAUCUGGAGUGUAGUUCUCUUUUUCUGGAACCUAUUCCAGUGCAAACCAGUCGAAAUGCAGUGGGACUUCAGGAUAAAAGACGGUACUUGUGUGAGUGCAGACCAGAUCGUCUCAGCGGCCUAUGCCAUAAGUGUUAUGACAGUCGUUUCUGACUGGCUCUACGCCCUUCUACCAAUCCCAAUGCUGUGGUCAGUCAAAAUGACCAAGCAAGCAAAAACAACUGUUAUUGCAAUUUUGGGGCUAGGCAUAUUUGCCAGUGUCGCGACCCUUGUACGCCUACGAUUCCUGGCGGAUCUUACUGAUACGGAAGACAUUCUAUUUGCUGGAACCGAUGCCAUGGUUUGGACACUGAUAGAACCAGGCGUCGCUAUUGUUGCAUCAAGUCUAGCUACCAUCCGACCACUUCUUCGUGCUAUGAGGAUCAGAGGCUUCGAAUCGACCGAAAAUACUUAUGGCACAGGCCACUCUGCUGCUGUCAGAUCAAACGCAAACCGUUCCAAAACCGGAAUCUUGAUUAUGCCAGGCUUUGGCCCUGAAGAUGUCUCACUGACCAAUAUGGUGUCACAAAACAACACGAACUCCCUAUCACACACAAACGACAUCGAAAUCUUACCUCCUCGACACGUGGGCGACGGCCCUACCUCACCUGGUCAAGCGAGCAUCGUUAAAAGCGAGAUCCUGGUGAUACAAGGCAAUAGCUCGCCCCCGUCGUCCUGGCAAAGUCGAAACGAUCGCUCUGCUUCUAGCUCUUUCGACCAAAUCCACGACCUGGAGGCAUACAGCCAAGAACUUGAACGCGAUGAUACGAGGGGCAGAGGCAGAUGA
Fusarium mangiferae is the source of this 1239-nucleotide messenger RNA. RefSeq lists its product as uncharacterized. The transcript has 6 exons. Lineage: Eukaryota; Fungi; Ascomycota; Sordariomycetes; Hypocreales; Nectriaceae. The record is from RefSeq and is a predicted model, not a curated record. Bases 1 to 1239 code for a protein of 412 amino acids.